AUGAAGGGUCCCCACGGUGCCUCGUUGGCCGGCGCCAUUGGCGCUUUGGCGUCCCUUGCUCUGCCUCUCGCCUCUGCGUCGAUCUCAGCGAAUGCCAAAGCUGCAUGCUCUGCACUUUCGGCCACCGGCAUCGAGACACUGACUUCGGAAUGGGACUGGUUAAAUCCCGACUACAUCACGGCGCAGAGCCAUUACUGGUCCGCCGCCAUCGCCGAACAGAUCCCGGCGUGUGCUGUGUUCCCGACCAGUGCUCAGAACGUUUCCCAGAUCGUGACGGUCCUCAAUGAGUAUCCUGACGUCCCCUUUGCCAUCAAGAGCGGAGGCCACGGAUCAAAUGUCGGCUGGUCGUCGACGGACGGCGGCGUGCUCAUUACGAUGAGCAAGCUGGCGUCGACUGUCAUAUCGGAAGAUCGCGCCACGGCUGAUAUUGGCCCGGGUUCGCGGUGGAUUGAAGUUGCUCGAGCACUGGAGCCUUAUAAUGUCACCGUAGUCAGCGGGCGACUUGGGGACGUCGGAGUCGGAGGCUUGCUGCUUGGCGGAGGCUUGAGUUUCCUCAGCACGCAGUAUGGCCUGGCUUGUGACAACGUCGUCAAUUAUGAAGUUGUGCUUGCAAAUGCCUCGAUUGUCAAUGCUAAUGCGACGAGCUACCCGGACCUAUUCUGGGCUCUGAAAGGAGGCGGGAAUCAAUUCGGAAUCGUCACCAAGUUUACUGUGAAAACCCACCCUAUAGGCAAGGUUUGGGGCGGUAUUCGCAACUACUCUGGAAAACACGCCGAGGCGCUCAUAAAUGCCACUCAUGACUUCAACUCCAACUUCUCGGACCCCAAAGCUGCCAUCAUUGUCACGGGUCAGAUCGCGAUUGACAGUCUUCUAGAAUUCUUCACCGUCUUUUUCUUUUAUGACGGGGAGACCCCGCCUCCUGGUGUCUUUGACAAGUUCAACGCUAUCCCGGUAGAUAUUGACAAUGCCAAGACUCAAAGUUAUGCAGACUUGUUGGAUGGAGAUGACUCCACGAAUAUCUACGGUCUCCGCUAUCUCAUCCGGGCUGCAACCCUCCCUAACCUCCCCUCCACAGCCGGCCGAUCCCUCUACUACGGCCACUUCAAAGCCUUCAAAGAAUAUGCCAUGAGCGAAGGCAUCCUCCACCCCGGUUUCACCUUCAGCAUUGCCUACCAACCAAUGCCCUACCUCAUCCCCAUGCACUCCGUCGCCGCCGGCGGCAACGCCCUCGGCAUGACCCCCGAGUCCGGCGACCACAUGUGGAUGGACUACAAUUUCGCGUGGCUGACCGGCCUCGGCGACGAUGAUGCGCACGCCAUGGCCAUGAACGUCACUGCGACUCUGGAAUCAUGGGCGCAGAGCACGUUCGCCGGGAUCGCGGCCACGAAUUACCAGGGCUCAAUGCAAGUGACGGCGUUGACUGAUGCGGGGUAUACCCCGAUAUUCAUGAAUGAUGCGAUGUAUGAUCAGCUGCCGGCACAGAGCUACGAGGAUGGUAACUAUCAGCGCUUGAAAACGAUCCAGAAGGCGGUGGAUCCGACGGGUUUCUUUCCGGGGCGGACGGGUGGAUUUAAAUAUACGUGA
Messenger RNA from Amorphotheca resinae ATCC 22711, 1584 nucleotides. RefSeq lists its product as hypothetical. Gene Ontology annotation, molecular function: FAD binding. The transcript is spliced from 6 exons. The record is from RefSeq and is a predicted model, not a curated record. Bases 1 to 1584 code for a protein of 527 amino acids. NCBI's taxonomy places the organism in Eukaryota, Fungi, Ascomycota, Leotiomycetes, Helotiales, Amorphothecaceae.